Molecule: messenger RNA, 838 nt
Organism: Octopus bimaculoides (California two-spot octopus)
Lineage: Eukaryota; Metazoa; Mollusca; Cephalopoda; Octopoda; Octopodidae
Biological process (GO): snRNA transcription by RNA polymerase III; snRNA transcription by RNA polymerase II
Cellular component (GO): snRNA-activating protein complex
Molecular function (GO): RNA polymerase II cis-regulatory region sequence-specific DNA binding; RNA polymerase III type 3 promoter sequence-specific DNA binding
Source: RefSeq, a predicted model, not a curated record
GUCAGAUAUCCCCUGAUUACUCCUAAACGAAAUGCCAGGCCUAAGAAAGUUGUUCCAAAGACAGAGGUAUUGACAGAUCAUGCUGAUGACACUACGGGACAACUGACUGGGAAUAUUGCCGUGCAAAGCGAGGUUAAUGCCAUGCAAAGCGCACACAACUCUGUGAAAACUGAAAUACUAACGUCGGAAACCGACGAGACAUUGUCAUCCUCAACGGCAGCCGAUGGCACUCCGGGAAAUGCGCCGCAGAAGAGGAGGGUCGGUCGUCCUGUGGGCUCAAAGACGAAACCGAAACCGAAAGUCCUCGACCCAGUCAGGUCGUCUCAGCGUCAACGAGGGAGGUUCUCCAAACCUUCCGACGACAGCAAACCUUCAGAGCCGAAUGAAGAGCCGACCGCUAAAAGGAAACGUAGAAGAACAACGAAAGGCGCCACCAACUGGGACUCCACAAGCUUUCGAGGCACUUCGUCAGUUUGCUUGUUUUCAUCUCCAACGGCAGUGCCAACCCCUGGCAUGUCUCAGAAUCAGUCAUCAUCAGCAGUAGCAUCAUUGUUAUCGUCAUCAGCAGCCUCGUCGUCGUCAUCAUCGUCAUCAUCAGCAGCAGCAGCACCACCAACAACAACAACGGGCGAACAGGAAUUGCUAUCGAAACUCUCUCCUAGUCUUGUGCAACAAGUCAUCAGUCAAGAAGUCCAAGUGAAACCGAUUGGUACUUACAUGAAUGUCACGCCUCCGUAAUCUUACAUCCCUAUCAUGUUACACCUGCAUCAUGUCACACCUUUAAUAAUGUUGCACUUCUAUCAUGUCAUGCUUCUAUAAAUGUUAAACAUCUACCUAA